AUGGCACAACCAGUAAUUACACCACCGGAGAGUCAAGCUUCAUGGAAGGACUUCAACAUGAAAAAUAAACAUUGGGAGAAGAGAGAGAAUAGUUCUUCUUCUAGAUAUCAGAUAAAAGGCCAGUGGAUAGGUGAAGAAGACAGGAGACUGAUUAGCUUAGUACAUCAAUUUGGAUUGAGGAAAUGGGCUGUAAUAGCUGAAGAAAUGGUUGGUAGAGUGGGAAAACAGUGUCGUAAUCGAUGGAAUAAUCAUCUGCGUUCUCAUAUCAAGAAGGACGUUUUGACUGACGAUGAAGAGAGACGGUUAAUUCAAGCACAUGAAAGACUUGGAAAUCGUUGGCCAGAGAUAGCUAAGUACAUUCCUGGAAGAACUGAAAAUUCAAUAAAGAAUCACUGGAAUGCCACAAAAAGGAGUAAUGGUUCCACCUCCACUAACUCAAAUUCCAGCACCACCACCACUGCAGCAAAUCCGUCCAACGCUGGCCCAUGA
This is a messenger RNA of Olea europaea var. sylvestris, 489 nucleotides long. RefSeq names its product transcription factor MYB119-like. Gene Ontology annotation, biological process: regulation of DNA-templated transcription. The coding region runs from base 1 to 489 and encodes 162 amino acids. Gene Ontology annotation, cellular component: nucleus. NCBI's taxonomy places the organism in Eukaryota, Viridiplantae, Streptophyta, Magnoliopsida, Lamiales, Oleaceae. The record is from RefSeq and is a predicted model, not a curated record. Gene Ontology annotation, molecular function: DNA-binding transcription factor activity, RNA polymerase II-specific; RNA polymerase II cis-regulatory region sequence-specific DNA binding. The transcript is spliced from 3 exons.